Molecule: messenger RNA, 1983 nt
Organism: Peronospora matthiolae
Lineage: Eukaryota; Oomycota; Peronosporomycetes; Peronosporales; Peronosporaceae
Source: the annotation of a GenBank genome assembly
AUGAAUCGCACGCUGGUCGAGUGUGCGCGUUGCAUGAUGGAACACGCUGGACUGGGAAAGAGCUACUGGGGUGAAGCAGUGAUGACGGCGAUGUUUCUUCGAAACCGCUGUCCAACACGUGCCAUUCACCAAGACAAGUCUCCAUAUCAAGUGUGGACGAUGAAGAAACCGAUUCUGGCCAACCUUAAAGUGUUUGGAUGCCACGCGUAUGUUCAAGUGCCUCAAGACAAACGCGCGAAGUUCGACUCCAAGUCAUCACUCUGUCGUUUCCUGGGAUACGCCGAACACCAGAAGUCAUAUCGAUUUGAGGAAGUGUCAACAGGAGCGAUCAAGAUCAGUCGCGAUGCCACAUUCAUGGAAGACAAGUUUGAUGAAGGUCCGCGCAACUACAACGAUGAGUCGAGUGUCGUUGAGUUUGAUGAUCAUGAUGAGGACGAAGAAAAAGAAGAAGGUAAAACUGACGACGACAUGGACUCGAGCGACGAUGACAACGAAGACACCAGGUCUUCGAAGAGCAACAUCAAGAGACACACGCGCACUCAAUCACUUGAGAAAGCUACCGUCAUUCCAAGUCCCAAGCGAAGAACAUACAGAGGUCCGUCGCUUGAGCAUGUGUCAGCGGCUGCAAUGGAUUUUGAAGCAGCCUACAUCGUUGAUUCAGUGGGGGAAACGCCGACUACAUUCAAGUCGGCGAUGGAAUCAAGCGACUCCGGCAAGUGGAAAGAAGCGUGUGACUCGGAGUUCGAUUCGCUUCAGAGAAACGACACGUGGGAAAUCGUGCCUCUUCCGAAAGGUCGCAAGGCCAUCGGGUGCCGAUGGGUUUUUCGUGUAAAGGAGAAUCAAGAUGGCGAAGUUGAACGUUUCAAGGCAAGACUUGUGGCCAAAGGAUUCUCACAGAAAUUCGGAGUUGACUAUGAAGAAACUUUCGCACCGGUGGCCAAGUUCACAUCGAUUCGUGUGGUGCUCAGUAUGGCGGCCAAGUACGGCCUAAUGCUACAUCAGAUGGACGUCAAGACAGCGUUUCUUAACGGCUCCCUCAACGAAGACAUCUACAUGGACCAGCCGGACGGAUACCUGGAUGCAACACAGCCGGACUAUGUGUGCAAGCUAAAGAGAUCACUCUACGGCUUGAAGCAAUCGCCUCGCAUGUGGAACCAAACAAUCGAUGGGUUCAUGAUCAAGAUGGGAUUCAAGAAGUGCGAAUCGGACCACUGCAUCUACAUCAAGCGAGACGACCAAGACAUGAUUCUCGUGGUGCUCUACGUCGAUGAUCUCAUCCUGGCCAGCAGCAACAACGAACUCCUCAAGUCAACCAAGAUGGCGCUGAGCAAACGCUUCGAAAUGACGGAUCUCGGUGAGCUCGAUUACUUUCUCGGCACGGAGAUCAAGAACGACCGUAAGACGGGAAUGGUGACUGUACAACAAACCAAGUUUCUCAAGUCCGUGUUAACCAAGUUCGGAAUGGAUAACAGCAAGCCAGUGAAGACGCCUCAAGAUCCCGGCCUGAAGCUAACCAGGAACAUGUGUGAACAAGAAUGCAAGCACGAAGACACCAUGUGCAACGUGCCAUAUCGAAGUGCUGUCGGAGGCAUCAUGUAUCUCAUGGUCGCCACACGUCCGGAUCUAGCUGCUGCAGUGGGAUCAUUAUCCCAGUUCUCGUCCGACCCAUGCCCGACUCACUGGCAAGCUUUGAAGCGUGUGCUGAGAUACCUGCAAGCAACGCCCAAUCAUGGUCUUGAGUUUACACGUGAAGAAGGAAGCCGUAUCUGCGGGUACACCGACGCAGACUGGGCCGGCGACAUUGAGUCAAGACGAAGUACAAGCGGCUAUGUGUUCAUGAUGAGCGGAGGAUGCAUCAGCUGGAAAAGCCAGAAACAACGGACGGUCGCGCUAUCUUCAACAGAAGCAGAAUACAUGGCGCUUUCCGAAGCAACCAAAGAAGCAGUAUGGCUCAAAGUGCUUUUGGGGAACUUGGUGAGAUGA